Messenger RNA from Arachis duranensis, 1332 nucleotides. Its product is annotated as protein FAR1-RELATED SEQUENCE 6-like. Lineage: Eukaryota; Viridiplantae; Streptophyta; Magnoliopsida; Fabales; Fabaceae. The record is from RefSeq and is a predicted model, not a curated record. The transcript is spliced from 2 exons. Bases 1 to 1332 code for a protein of 443 amino acids. Gene Ontology annotation, molecular function: zinc ion binding.
AUGCAGACCAGCUGUGUUGUGGAUGAAAAAUUUGUCCCAAAGGUGGGAAUGAUUUUCAAGAAACUAGAAGAAGCUGAAAAAUUCUACAAACAUUAUUCAAAACUUGCCGAUUUUUCUACGAAAAUAAAGAACAUGACUCGGGACAGAGACAAGAUUAAGAAUCAACUAAUUGUUUGCACCAGAGAGGGAAAGUGGAAAUUCAAGAUAUCUUCAAUUUUGAAGACAAACCCUUCAGCUGGGUUAAAUUGUUUGGCUAGAAUUUACGUACACAUAAUGAAGGAUGUUGGUCUUUGGACAAUUUCUAAAGUUGUUUUGAAUCACUCACAUCCUUGUUGUCCAGACCAAGCUAAGAUGCUCAAACAACACAGAGAGCUUAGUAUGUUCGUGCGUCGCACUAUCAAAACCCAUGAGGAAGCCGAAAUCAGACCAAGAAAAACUUACCAAUCACUUGUGGCAGCAACUGGCAGCCACCGUGAACUAGGUUUUAUAGAAAAAGACUUCAAGAAUUACAUCACAAGGAAAGUACGAAAUAUUUCUAAAGAAGACGAUGCCAAAGAAUUUGGGAAGUACCUAGUAAGAAUGAAAGAGAAGAACCAAAAUUUUUUCUUUGAGCUCAACCUUGAAGGCAAUUACUGCAUUAAACAUACAUUCUGGGUUGAUGCAAGAAGCAGGGCUGCAUUUGAUUAUUUUGGAGAUAUGGUUUCAUUUGACAUCACCUAUAAACAAACAGGUUUCACAACAUAUGAAGUCAUAGAGCAGGUUUUCAACUCCACAUUCAACAAGUUUGCCGUCACCUACGAUACAGUAUCACGAGGUGUAAAGUGCCAUUGCUUGCUAUUUGAGUCUAGGGGCAUAUUGUGCCGCCAUUCCCUAAGCGUCCUAAGCUUUGAGCGAGUGGAUAGCGUGGCACCGAAAUACAUAUUAGAACGCUGGAGCAAGAACAUAAAGAGGAGGCACACACACAUCAAGAGCAGCCAAGAUAAACCUAUACUGGAGCCAAGAAGUAAGAGAUUUGACGAAUUGGUGUUUCGGUCACAAAAUAUAUGUGAAUUUGCAUCCAAGUCUGAAGAUUUGACCAGAAUUCUGCACCGAGCAUUUGAUAAGGUCAUGGCGGAGAUGGAAGAAUAUCAGGAGAGAAGCAAAGAAAAAAGUUUGUUAACCCACGAAGAAGCGACAUUAAGCAAUGUGAAUGACUUUCAAAGCCCACCACGUGUCAAAACAAGCGGUCGGCCCAAGAAUAGACUUGGAUCAAACCUGAAAAAAAAGAUCUCAAAUGCCAUGAAGAAAAAGAAAAAGACAGCUCCAAGCGAGAUAAAAUUGACUUGCUUUUGA